UAUGUAGCAGUAAAACUUUUCAAACUGUGAUACCACACGAAAUUAAACGAGGAAGUUUUAACAGUCGUUUGGGAAUUAUUAAUAAUACAUAUGUUUAAAACGUCACAACUGUCAUUUUGUGUUGAGGCUUUAUUGUUGAAAGUCAUUGAAAAAGCUCAAUUGUGAAAGGCUGAAAACAGAAGAAUGACCUUUUCAGCAUUCUUGAGCUUCACCACAUAUUCUGGAUGAACCUUCCAAGGACAUCAUUUCUAAGAGGAGCCUGUUUAUAUAUUAAAGUACAUGUGUAGAUCUUUACGCUACUGUGUCAGUCACUGUCUCUACGCAGCAAUGACUCGACUGGAAGAGGCAAAUAAAGAUGUCAGCAUGCAUUCCUCAGUGCGCUAUCUUGGCUGCCUAGCCAGUUUGAACUUGAUGGUGGCCUUGUGCAUGGGCCUUUAUGUAAGAUGGGAGAAGACAGCAGAUACCAUAAUAUUAGUCAUCUUUAUCUUGGGACUGUUUGUUCUAGGCAUCGCCAGCAUAUUGUAUUACUACUUCUCCAUGGAGGCAGCAAGUUUGAGUCUCUCCCAUCUGUGGUUUGGAUUUCUUCUUGGGCUGCUGUGUUUCUUAAAUAAUCCCUCCUUCAAAAGUGAUGUAAAGGAGGAAGCCACCAAGUACCUUCUGCUGACCAGUAUCAUCAUCAGGAUGUUGUGGGCUCUGGUAGAGAGGAUUUGCGGUUGUGUCUGCUAUCGGCCAGCCCUUCUGACCUCUGCAGAGUUUUUGGAACUUGCUGGCUUUGCAAUUGCCAGCACUGCCAUGCUGCUGGAGAAGUCCAUGUGUAUCAUCUUUCUGGUGGCCUCUUUGGCCAUGCUGAUUAUUGACCUGCGAAUGAAGUCUUUCCUAGCAGUUCCAAACUUAGUUACUUUUGUUCUGCUUUCCUCCAUGUUGUUUUUCCCCAGCUUAAAUAUUCCCACCAACCCUUUUGCCCUUGCAUGCUUCUUUAGCCGUCUGAUCUGUGACCCGCUACUUGACGUCUAUUUUAGUGGGCUUUCUGUCACUGAGAGGUGGCUACCAUUUCUGAACCGCGGCCGCCUGUGCAGGAGGCUCUCCGUUCUUCCACUGGGACUUGUUGAGAUCACCUUCUUCAUCCUGGCUGCCUUUAAACUAGGGGAUUUGCAUCUGUGGUAUUUUGUGAUCCCCGGGUUCUCCAUUUUUGGGAUCUUUUGGUUGGUCUGCCAUGUUAUUUUCAUCAUAACAGUCUGGGGUUUCCACAGCAAAUUAAAUGACUGUCAUAAUGUCUAUUACACACAACGUACUGACAGCAGAAACCUAGACAGGGUGAUGGCCUCCAAAGGAAUGCGACACUUCUGUUUGAUCUCAGAACGGCUGGUGUUUUUUAGUCUCUUAUCAACAGCAAUUCUGGGUGCAGUAUCCUGGCAGCCUACCAAUGGAAUCUUUAUGAGUGUGUUUUUGGUGGUCCUGCCUUUGGAGUCGCUGACUCACGGUCUGUUCCAUGAACUGGGAAACUGUUUGGGAGGAACCUGUGUGGGAUACGCGGUUGUAAUCCCCACCAACUACUGCAGCCCUGAUGGCCAACCAACACUUCUUCCUCCUGAGCAUGUGCAGGAGUUGAAUCUCAGGUCGACUGGCAUGCUGAACACUAUUCAGAGGUUUUUUGCCUACCACAUGAUUGAGACCUAUGGCUGUGACUACUCUACCAGUGGCUUGUCUUCCGAUACCCUCCGGUCCAAGCUCAAGUCGUUUCUUGAACUGCGGACCGCAGACGGCCCCAGACAUGACACCUAUGUUAUAUAUUACAGUGGUCAUUCUCACAGUUCUGGCGAGUGGGCUCUUGCAGGAGGAGAAACGUUGCAACUUGAAAGUAUCCUUGACUGGUGGACAGAGAAGAAUGGCACUUUUUGCUCACGGCUGAUCAUUGUAUUGGACACUGAAAAUGCCCUUCCUUGGGUUAAAGAUGUAAAGAAGGUUUGUGACCUCUUUGUUGCAGUCCAGGGUGCAGGAAUGGCCAAAGUUGUAAAUGUUGAGGAAGCAGAUCCACCACAGCUGGGUGACUUUACUGCGGAAUGGGUGGAGUAUAACUGUAACCCAGACAACAACAUCAGGUGGGCCGAAAAAGGCCGGACUAUAACCCCAGUGUAUGGUGUAUCUAAACGCUGGAGUGACUAUACACUCCACUUGCCAACAGGUAGUGAUGUUGCAAAGCACUGGAUGACAAACUUCCCCCGUGUUACCUAUCCCCUUGUUCACUUGGCUAACUGGUGUGGUGGAUUGCACCUCUUCUGGGCAUGUAGUUUCUGUCUCCGAUGUUUCAGGAGGCUAAAACUGAGGUGGUUCCCUCCAACUGUGCUAGACACAGGAGCAGGAUUUAAAUUGGUUAAAUCUUAAAAAGCUCUACAUAGUUUUUUUGUUUGUUUGUUUUUUUUUGCUUUUACUUUCUGUAAAUGGAAAUGGAAACUGUUGUAAGAUUACUCGGUUCCUUAAGUACCCUAUGCUUUUAAAGAAUGUUCAAGAUGUCCUUUCUGGCAGCUGACAUUUGAGUUACUUGUACAGCUGUGUGUUAUGAUCCAGCUGUUUUGCCCAGCUAUGAAAUAGUUAUCACUACACAUUGAGUUGGGAGUGGUGUUCGAAAAGAGAAUAUUCUCACUGUACAUAUGUCAGCAUGCAUACACAUAGAGACUGGGAACGUGGAUUUGGCACAAAAAAAUUAAGUGUAAACUAAAAUAUAAAACACCCAACGUAAAUGCUUUAUUAAGAAUGUUUGUGUGGUGUGGAACAAAAACUGUUAGGACUGAUUUGAUCUCUAAUGCUGUAUACUGAUGUACACAAGAAACAACAUAAGGAAAUGUAUCUUGUAUGCAUUGACCCUGAAUGGCAAACUACUUCCCUACAAAGACCAUUGAUCCUGACUACAGAAAACAUGCUUAUAAAUUAUUCACACAAAUGCAAUACUAAUCCAAUUUCAAAGAUUACACUUUUAUGGAAGUAAUGCUUAUUGAUUUAAAAAGGUUACCAUUUAAAAAAAAAAAAAAAUCAUUGUUUCACUGAAAGGACAUCUUAAAUGCAACUAAUUUACAUUACAAUAUGACAGAUUUAAAAGAGGACUGCCACAUGGUGCAGGGUUGGUGGUGAGGACAAUACCCCUCAAAACUAUGGCAUUCUCGCACUUAUUAUACUGCAUAAGUCAAACAACGUUGAUACAUAUUUUUGCUAUGACUUCCAGACAACUUGCCUGCAUGCACCACUGGCAUGGGAAAGAGCUUUUUCUAAGGAUGUGUGUUAGUUAAGAGUUGAGUAUCCUAAUGUAAUAGUUACUGGUUCUGUGAGUUUAUUUAUUGAUACUGUUUGUGCACAGGAAAAUGUAUCAUUGUUACCCAAGAAAGAUAUUUUCCUACAUAAAGCUAUUUCCUACA
Messenger RNA from Polyodon spathula (Mississippi paddlefish), 3407 nucleotides. Its product is annotated as transmembrane protein 168-like. Lineage: Eukaryota; Metazoa; Chordata; Actinopteri; Acipenseriformes; Polyodontidae. The record is from RefSeq and is a predicted model, not a curated record. Bases 280 to 2382 code for a protein of 700 amino acids. The transcript is spliced from 5 exons.